This is a messenger RNA of Penicillium roqueforti, 1611 nucleotides long. RefSeq lists its product as uncharacterized. The transcript is spliced from 5 exons. The record is from RefSeq and is a predicted model, not a curated record. Gene Ontology annotation, molecular function: sulfate transmembrane transporter activity. Bases 1 to 1611 code for a protein of 536 amino acids. Gene Ontology annotation, biological process: transmembrane transport. NCBI's taxonomy places the organism in Eukaryota, Fungi, Ascomycota, Eurotiomycetes, Eurotiales, Aspergillaceae. Gene Ontology annotation, cellular component: membrane.
AUGUCAAGCAAAAGCUUAUCAUCGCUUGAUUCAAAGCAGCCGAUAGUCCAACAGACGCCGGUUCCGACCACAAAGAAUGCUGUAAAAAGUGGAGUUUUGGCUGCGGGUGGUUCAGUCGAGUUCUAUGAACCCAUCGCGGAGUACGAAGGAAAACAUCGAUAUGAUCCACUUGCCGAAUGGACGGAGAAGGAAGAGCAGCUGCUCGUUAGAAGGCUCGACUACAGAAUCUGUUCUUGGGUCUGUCUGAUGUUCUUCGCACUUCAGCUGGAUCGUGGUAAUAUCGGACAAGCAUUAUCCGACGGAAUGCUUGAUGACCUCGGGCUAUCAACUAACCAGUACAACUACGGCAUGACCAUAUUCUAUCUUUGCUUCCUGUGCGCAGAGGUGCCGUCUCAAAUGAUCUCCAAAAAGCUUGGCCCCGACGUAUGGAUUCCCAUUCAGAUGGUUCUUUGGAGUGUAGUGGGGAUUUGCCAGGGCCUAGUCAGCGGCGAGCACAGCUUCUAUGCUACUCGAGCACUUCUCGGUCUGAUAGAAGGUGGCUUUAUUCCUGACGCACUUCUUUACCUAUCCUACUUCUAUACAAAUAAUGAGCUACCCAUGCGAAUCGCCUUCUUUUACUGUUGUUCCAGCGGUACUGCUAUCGUCGCGGCGUUUUUGGCAUUUGGAAUUCUGCACAUGCGAUCCAUCGGCGGCUGGGAAGGCUGGAGGUGGCUGUUUGUGCUCGAGGGUGCUGUUACCUUCACUAUUGGUGUCAUCUCCUGGUUUUAUCUACCUCCAAGUCCGACGCAAACAGCAAGCUGGUUUCGAGGGAAAGAUGGUUGGUUCUCAGAGAGGGAGGAAGUUAUCAUGGUCAAUCGAGUCCUACGAGAUGAUCCGGCAAAGGGUGGCAUGCAUAAUCGUCAAGGUCUGACACUGAAACUUUUGCGGGACGCUCUCAUGGACUACGAUCUUUGGCCAAUGUAUUUGAUCAGUCUCACGCUGCUGGUUCCUAUUAAUCCUGAAUCAGCAUAUGUGACCCUAUUUUUAAGGUCACUUGGCUUUGAUACAUUCAAGGUCAAUCUCCUGACCAUUCCUGCGACCGUGUUAUUCCUGAUCCAACUCAUCUUUUGGUCUUGGGUGUCUGAAAAGAUCAACAACCGCAUGGUCAUUUUACUAUUUUAUUCCUUUUGGGUUUUCCCUCUUCUGAUGGCACUAGAGCUGAUGCCGGUGACUGCAAGUCCUUGGAGUUGGUACGCAGUUACAGUUCUGGUCAUUGGUUCUCCAUAUGUCCAUUCUAUCAAUGUCAGCUUGAUCUCGCGGAACGCCGGUUCUGUGCGCACUCGCACUGUGGGUAGUGCAGUAUAUAACAUGCUUUGUCAAACAGGCUCUAUCAUUUCUUCAAACAUCUACCGAACGGAUGAUAAACCCUACUACCGAAAGGGAAACAAGAUCCUUCUGGCUCUUGUCGGAUGGAACGUUUUGGUCACCAUCUUCAUUAAGCUCUACUAUAUGCGGAGGAACAAAAAACGUGAGCAGCUUUGGAAUGCUAUGAGUCCAGAUCAGAAACAGCAUUACUUGAGAACAACGAAAGAUGAGGGCAACAAAAAGUUGGACUUCCGAUUUGCCCACUAG